This is a messenger RNA of Tupaia belangeri chinensis (Chinese tree shrew), 4913 nucleotides long. It is a transcript of the gene RAI14, whose product is annotated as retinoic acid induced 14. The record is from RefSeq and is a predicted model, not a curated record. The transcript has 18 exons. Bases 188 to 3130 code for a protein of 980 amino acids. Gene Ontology annotation, molecular function: actin binding. Lineage: Eukaryota; Metazoa; Chordata; Mammalia; Scandentia; Tupaiidae.
GGGGGAAUCUCCUCUCACUACCACUACCCCGACCCCCUAUACUACAAAAGAUUUGAACAUGGAUUCUGCUCAGAAAUACUGAUCAUAUCUACAUGUUCAAUGUCUGCAGGUUACUUCUGAAUGAAAGUACAAGUUACAGGUGUUGAAAAGUCUCCUCCAGUGCUUUGGAAGGCUGAAUGGACUAAUCAUGAAGAGCUUGAAGGCCAAGUUCCGGAAGAGUGAUACCAACGAGUGGAACAAAAAUGAUGACCGGCUGCUGCAAGCUGUGGAGAAUGGGGAUGCGGAGAAGGUGGCCUCACUGCUGGGCAAGAAGGGGGCCAGUGCCACCAAGCACGACAGCGAGGGCAAGACCGCUUUUCAUCUUGCUGCUGCAAAAGGACAUGUGGAAUGCCUCAGGGUCAUGGUUACACAUGGUGUGGAUGUGACAGCCCAAGAUACUACUGGACACAGUGCUUUACACCUUGCAGCCAAGAAUAGCCACCAAGAGUGCAUCAAGAAACUCCUUCAGUCUAAAUGUCCCGCUGAAAGUAUUGACAGCUCUGGAAAAACAGCUUUACAUUAUGCAGCGGCGCAGGGCUGCCUUCCGGCUGUGCAGAUACUCUGCGAGCACAAGAGCCCCUUAAACCUCAAGGAUUUGGAUGGGAAUAUACCGCUGCUUCUUGCAGUACAGAAUGGCCACAGUGAGGUCUGUCACUUUCUCUUGGAUCAUGGAGCAGAUGUCAAUUCCAGGGACAAAAAUGGAAGAACUGCUCUCAUGCUGGCUUGCGAGAUUGGCAGCUCUAACAUUGUGGAAGCCUUAAUUAAAAAGGGUGCAGACCUAAACCUUGUAGAUUCUCUUGGACACAAUGCCUUACAUUAUUCCAAACUCUCAGAAAAUGCAGGAAUUCAAAGCCUUGUAUUAUCAAAAAUCUCUCAGGAUGCUGAUUUAAAGACUCCAACAAAACCAAAGCAGCAUGACCAAGUCUCUAAAAUAAGCUCAGAAAGAAGUGGAACUCCAAAAAAACGCAAAGCUCCACCACCUCCUAUCAGUCCUACCCAGUUGAGUGAUGUAUCUUCUCCAAGAUCGAUAACUUCAACUCCACUUUCAGGAAAGGAAUCGGUAUUUUUUGCUGAACCACCUUUCAAGCAGGCUGAGAUCAGUUCUAUACGAGAAAACAAAGACAGACUAAGUGAUAGUACUACAGGUGCUGAUAGCUUAUUGGAUAUAAGUUCUGAAGCUGACCAACAAGAUCUUCUUGUCCUAUUACAAGCAAAAGUUGCUUCCCUCACCUUACACAAUAAGGAGCUACAAGAUAAAUUACAAGCCAAAUCACCCAAGGAGGCAGAAGCAGACCUAAGUUUUGACUCUUACCAUUCCACCCAAACUGACUUAGUCCCAUCCCUGGGAAAACCUAGUGAAACCUCUCCAGACUCCAAAUCUCCUCCAUCUGUCUUAACACAUUCCUUGGGUAAAGCCACUAAUGACAGUGAUGUCAAAAUUCAGCAAUUACAAGAGAUUUUGCAAGACUUUCAGAAAAGAUUGGAGAGCUCUGAAGCAGAGAGGAAACAGCUACAGGCCCAACUCCAGUCUCGCAGGACAGAACUAGUGUGCUUAAACAACACAGAGAUUUCAGAGAAUGGCUCCGAUCUCAGCCAAAAACUUAAAGAGACUCAGAGCAAGUAUGAGGAGGCCAUGAAAGAGGUCCUUAGUGUGCAAAAGCAGAUGAAACUUGGUUUGGUCUCACCCGAGAGCGUGGAUAAUUACUCACAUCUGCGUGAGCUGAGGGUCUCUGAGGAAGAAAUAGACGUGCUAAAGCAGGAACUGCAGAAUGCAUUAGAAGAAAGUAAAAGAAAUAAAGAGAAAGUGAGAGAGUUAGAAGAAAAACUUGUAGAGAGGGAGAAAAGUGUGGAGAGUAAGCCACCUGUGGCAGAGUAUGAGGAAAUGAAAAAUUCAUAUUGCUCUGUUAUUGAGAAUAUGAAUAAGGAGAAAACAUUUUUAUAUGAGAAAUACCAAGAGGCACAAGAAGAAAUCAUGAAAUUGAAAGACACACUAAAAAGUCAGAUGACACAGGAAGCCAAUGAUGAAGCUGGGGACAUGAAGGAGGCCAUGAACAGAAUGAUAGAUGAACUCAAUAAACAGGUGAGUGAGCUGUCACAGCUGUACAAAGAAGCCCAGGCUGAGCUAGAGGAUUAUAGGAAGAGGAAGUCUCUAGAGGAUGUAACUGCUGAAUACAUCCAUAAAGCAGAGCAUGAAAAACUCAUGCAAAUGACAAAUAUAUCCAGGGCUAAAGCAGAAGAGGCACUGUCUGAAAUGAAGUCUCAGUAUUCAAAAGUGUUGAAUGAAGUGACCCAGCUCAAGCAAUUGGUAGAUGAACAGAAAGAGAACUCGGUCUCAAUCACAGAACAUUUACAAGUGAUAACCACACUACGGACUACUGUAAAAGAGAUGGAAGAAAAAAUAAGCAGUCUUAAAGAGCACCUUGCGAGCAAGGAAGUGGAAGUAGCAAGGCUGGAAAAACAACUCCUAGAGGAGAAAGCUGCAAUGACUGAUGCCAUGGUACCCAGAUCCUCCUAUGAAAAGCUCCAGUUGUCCUUAGAGAGUGAAGUGAAUGCACUGGCACUGAAAUUAAAGGAGUCAGUAAAAGAAAAAGAGAAGGUCCAUUUGGAGGUUGCCCAGAUUAGAAGUGAGGCCUCACAAGUGAAAAGGGAAAAGGAAAAUAUUCAGACUCUUUUGAAAUCUAAAGAGCAAGAAGUAAGUGAACUUCUGCAAAAAUUCCAACAAGCUCAGGAAGAACUUGCAGAAAUGAAAAGAUACUCUGAGAGCUCUUCAAAACUGGAAGAGGAUAAAGACAAAAAGAUAAAUGAGAUGUCAAAGGAAGUCAUCAAGUUGAAGGAGGCUCUGAACAGCCUCUCACAGCUCUCCUACGCAACAAGCUCAUCCAAAAGACAGAGUCAGCAGCUGGAAGCACUGCAGCAGCAGGUCAAACAGCUACAGAACCAGCUGGCUGAAUGCAAGAAACAACACCAGGAGGUUGUAUCAGUUUACAGAAUGCAUCUCCUCUACGCUGUGCAGGGCCAGAUGGAUGAAGAUGUCCAGAAAGUACUGAAGCAAAUUCUCACCAUGUGUAAAAACCAGACCCAGAAGAAGUAAAGUGGACUCUUUGGCAAAACACUGCCCUCUUGUUGUCCAUCUUUGUGUUAGAUUCAGAGUUGUUGGCAACCACUGCCAUUGUUGUCAUUUGUGGACUGCACUGUGACCUGGCAUAGCUUCUUCCCAUUCCAAAGUUUUCUGAGGAUUGGUCUCAGGAGAAGGCUGCCUUCCUGAGAACUGCUUAGAGACUUCAGAUCAGCAGAGGUGAAAAUUAUCAUUAUCCCUUCUUCAGAAUCCAGAGUUGGGAUCAGCCAUGCCCAGGGUCUGGUCCUGAUGCUGGCAGGUGGGCACCAGUGAGUGAUACGCUGAGGCUCCACACAGUGAAUGCUACAUCAAUUCCUGCCCUCAGGCUGUGCCAUUCAGCCCAGAAGAGUUCUGCCUGCCUUUGGCUUUCAAUCCCAGUACAUAAUUUAAUUUCUCACCAAAUUAGUAUGGCACUAGUUAUUAAGUGCUUGCUUAAGACCUUUUACCAUGUUAUCCUGUGGAUUUAAAAAUUCUGAUUCCAUCUUUCCCCCAUCUGCCUUAUAUAUCUCAUCACUCUUCUUAUCAAUUUAUAGUUCAGUGAGCACUAUUAACCAAAAUAUGGAGUUUGAAAACAAAAGCUAAUUGUCCUUAAAAGUUUUAAGGAAAUCAAUGCAUUGCAGAUUUUCUAUGCAAACUUGCCUCCUGCUAUUAUCCGUGAAGCUCAGGAAAUCCAAACAUUUGUGUUUCAACAAGGGACAGUAAACUGUAUGUUUACAGCCAAAAGAAAUGCCUCAUAGUUCUUAACCUCAAUUUUUUUAAAGUGUUUUUUUCUUUGUAAUAUUUUUAUUGGCUCUUAAAAAUGUUUUCAUAUCUAAACCCCUAAAUAAAUGAAAUUACAUUAGAUUAUAUUAACAACAAACUAUUUUUUAGGUAACCAUGCUUAAGACUUUUUAAAAAUGUAACUUUUUCCUCAAAGUUCUCAGCUAUAGCAAAAAGUAGUUAUAUAUUCCAGACUUAAUAUCAGCUGCCACCACUACCCCUAGGACUUUCUGCCAUUGUGUCCUCAGAAGUGUAGAGCGUUUCUGAAUAUACUAAUCCUCCUUUUACCCGUUGACUAUUUCUGAAUGUCCUAACUACCAGUGCCCAUAAAUUAUCUGUGGAAGGACUGUUAGUACCAGUUUUUCAACUUUGAAACUAUAAAUCUUGAUAUGGUAAUAUUAUGGUGCAUAGCAAAGGUCUUGGGAAAAAAUAUUUCUGUAAACUUUACUUUCAGGUUAAAAAUGUUUCUAACUUGUUUGCAGCUUCCUUAAGGCAUUGAUCAUAUUGAGGGAGAUAAACAAUAAAGAAUUCUCCAAAGUAUAUUACUAAAAGUCUAGACCUGCUCUGACAGGGCCCACUUACUGCAGGGCUGCCUGGGCUCAGAGGGCAAUGGAUGAUAUGUUUAUCUGUUAUUGGAUGAGGACUGACAACAGCAAAGCAAAAAUGGCUUUAAAGCUUGGUGUUACUUUUCUUAAGUUGUUUCAUUACAGUUAAAGCAAUUUCAAAAAUGCUCCAAAGAAAUGUGAAAAGGCUUUUUGUCACAGCACUUAAGAAAAUACAAAACAACGCUCCUCCUGCCCCCACAAAGAAAUGCUGCAGAGUAUAAAACUCAAGACAUUUUGUAGGAUGCCUGAUGAAGUGUAGCCUUUUAUCUUGUUUCAGGAUACAUAUUUAUUACAAGUACUCUGGUUAAAUAUUGAACGUUAUAUGCUGUAGUUUAGCAUUUUUUCUUUGUAAUUUACAGAAGUUAUUGCAGAAAAUAAACUCGUUUCAUUUUGCA